Molecule: messenger RNA, 3903 nt
Organism: Dromaius novaehollandiae (emu)
Lineage: Eukaryota; Metazoa; Chordata; Aves; Casuariiformes; Dromaiidae
Gene: SEC23A
Product: SEC23 homolog A, COPII coat complex component
Exons: 20
Coding region: 177-2474 (765 amino acids)
Biological process (GO): intracellular protein transport; COPII-coated vesicle cargo loading; endoplasmic reticulum to Golgi vesicle-mediated transport
Cellular component (GO): endoplasmic reticulum exit site; COPII vesicle coat
Molecular function (GO): GTPase activator activity; zinc ion binding
Source: RefSeq, a predicted model, not a curated record
GCGGCGGGAGCUCCGCCCGCCCCCGGCCCGCCGCUCUCUGCCCCUUGACGUGGCGCGGACUCUCCCAUCAGCCAUGUUGGCUGCGUCGGCAGCGCCGCGGCGGCUGGGUUCAGCGAGCGGCAGCGCGAGUCAGGCGGCGGCGGCGGGGACGCGGGUGAUAAAUAGAGAAGUUGACCAUGACAACCUUCCUGGAAUUUAUCCAGCAGAAUGAAGACAGAGAUGGAGUUAGAUUCAGCUGGAAUGUUUGGCCUUCAAGUCGUCUUGAAGCCACAAGAAUGGUGGUCCCAGUGGCUGCUCUCUUCACACCGCUAAAGGAAAGGCCAGAUUUGCCUCCUAUUCAGUAUGAGCCAGUUCUGUGCAGCAGGACCACAUGUCGAGCUGUUCUGAAUCCCUUAUGCCAAGUGGAUUAUCGAGCAAAACUCUGGGCUUGCAACUUUUGUUAUCAAAGAAAUCAGUUUCCUCCUACUUAUGCUGGCAUAUCUGAAAUGAAUCAGCCAGCUGAACUUUUACCUCAGUUCUCUAGCAUUGAAUAUGUAGUGCAGCGUGGUCCUCAGAUGCCUUUAAUAUUUCUUUACGUUGUGGACACAUGCAUGGAAGAUGAAGAUUUGCAAGCUCUGAAGGAAUCCAUGCAAAUGUCGCUGAGUCUUCUGCCACCAACUGCAUUAGUAGGUCUCAUUACCUUUGGCCGAAUGGUGCAAGUUCAUGAACUUGGCUGCGAAGGAAUUUCUAAAAGUUAUGUCUUCAGGGGGACAAAGGACCUAUCUGCAAAACAACUUCAGGAAAUGUUAGGACUUACAAAAGUAGCUGUUUCGCAAGUCGGUAGGGGUCCCCAAGUGCAGCAGCCGCCACCUUCUAACAGAUUUUUGCAACCAGUGCAGAAAAUUGAUAUGAAUCUGACUGAUCUUCUGGGUGAACUGCAACGGGAUCCUUGGCCUGUUCCACAAGGGAAAAGGCCCUUGCGUUCCUCUGGAGUGGCUCUUUCUAUAGCCGUAGGGCUCCUUGAGUGCACUUUUCCUAAUACUGGUGCUCGUAUAAUGAUGUUCAUUGGAGGACCAGCUACGCAAGGACCUGGAAUGGUUGUAGGGGAUGAAUUGAAGUUACCUAUAAGAUCGUGGCAUGACAUUGAAAAAGACAAUGCUAAAUAUGUUAAAAAGGGUACUAAGCAUUUUGAAGCCCUGGCUAAUCGGGCUGCAACAAAUGGUCAUGUUAUUGACAUAUAUGCAUGUGCAUUGGAUCAGACUGGUCUUCUGGAGAUGAAGUGUUGUCCUAACUACACUGGAGGCUACAUGGUAAUGGGAGAUUCUUUCAAUACAUCUUUAUUCAAACAAACCUUUCAGAGAGUAUUCACAAAAGAUAUGCAAGGACAAUUUAAAAUGGGAUUUGGUGGCACAUUAGAAAUAAAGACUUCAAGAGAAGUAAAGAUUUCUGGAGCUAUUGGACCCUGUGUCUCUCUCAACUCUAAAGGACCUUGUGUAUCAGAAAAUGAAAUUGGAACAGGAGGUACUUGUCAAUGGAAGAUUUGUGGGCUUAAUCCCACUACCACGCUUGCACUGUACUUUGAAGUGGUCAAUCAGCACAAUGCUCCAAUUCCUCAGGGAGGACGUGGUGCAAUCCAAUUUGUGACUCAGUACCAGCAUUCCAGUGGACAGAGACGUAUCAGAGUGACCACAGUUGCCAGAAACUGGGCAGAUGCGCAGACACAGAUCCAAAACAUUGCUGCGUCUUUUGACCAGGAAGCUGCUGCAAUUCUGAUGGCUAGACUGGCAGUCUAUAGGGCAGAAACAGAGGAAGGGCCCGAUGUGCUUAGGUGGUUGGACAGACAACUUAUACGACUGUGUCAGAAAUUUGGAGAAUAUCAUAAGGACGAUCCAAGCUCUUUCAGAUUUUCAGAAACCUUUUCACUUUAUCCACAGUUCAUGUUUCACUUGAGAAGAUCUCCUUUCUUACAAGUUUUUAACAACAGUCCAGAUGAGAGCUCAUACUACCGUCAUCAUUUUAUGCGUCAAGAUCUAACCCAGUCACUUAUCAUGGUUCAGCCAAUUCUCUAUGCCUACUCCUUCAAUGGACCUCCAGAGCCUGUUCUUCUGGAUAGCAGCAGCAUUUUGCCAGAUCGCAUCCUCCUUAUGGACACCUUUUUCCAGAUCCUUAUUUAUCAUGGAGAGACCAUAGCUCAGUGGCGUAAAUCAGGUUACCAAGACAUGCCAGAAUAUGAAAACUUUCAUCACUUGCUACAAGCUCCGAUAGAUGAUGCCCAAGAAAUUCUCCAUUCCAGAUUCCCGAUGCCCAGAUACAUUGAUACAGAGCAUGGAGGAAGCCAGGCUCGUUUCCUGCUUUCAAAAGUUAAUCCCUCUCAGACUCAUAACAAUAUGUAUGCGUGGGGACAGGAGUCUGGAGCACCCAUUCUUACAGAUGAUGUCAGCUUGCAAGUAUUUAUGGAUCAUCUGAAGAAACUUGCUGUCUCUAGUGCUGCCUGAGAUUCUGCUGUUAAUUAAAACCACAAAUAAGCUGGAGCUAAUUUCAUCUUUUUCUCCUUCACCCUUUUCCAUGUCUUUCUUGACAGAAUGCUCUGAUAUGCACAAGCUGCCUGACUAAAUUUAAAGCAGUGUUGUUUUCAAAGAAAAGCUUUUAUCAGCAAAUGUCUUAAUGUAACCUGCAAUGUGUAAAAAAAAAAAAAAAAAAAACAAAAAAACCCAAAAAAAACCAAAACCACAACAGGUAGGAGGUUUAAUUAGAUUAUAUUUAGAGGAAAAAGAACAGUCAUUUUGGUUACUGUAAUACUAUAAUUACAUUGAAAACAUUUAUAACAACUUUGAAAUGUGAUUUCUCCUUCCUUUUUAAAUGGCUGAGGCUGAUUCUGCUUUGCACUACAAGGGCAUAUUGAACAAUAAAGGAAAUCUUUGGUGACACCAGGUUUUCCAGACUGCCAUAUGACUACUUUAGUUUACUCAAUUUGAGCAAGAAGUGGACAAAGAAGCAAUAAAAACCAUAUAACAAUAAUAUUAACUCACUCCUCUGACUUAGUCUGCCAAACUGUUCUUUUCUGCAAUGAUCAGUUAUUGUUCAUGUGCUGGUUGUUUUUGGACUAUUUAAUUUCAAGUAUUUCCUCUUCCCUUUCACCCUGCUCGAUUCUUUGGGAGCACAGUUUUUCUUACUCUCUAUGUAAAGAAUUUGAAUAGAAAAAAGUAAAAAAAAAAAAAAACCCUGUUAUUGUGCAAAGUUUAGAAUCCACAUGCUGUAUUUUUGACAAAAGUAUCUAUUAUCAGAAAAACAGUAACAAAUGAAUAUGUUCAAAAAUUAUUUUUAGCUUGAGCUAAGAGAAACCAUACACUACCAAAAUGAACUGACGAGAAGUACAGCCUUUGAUUUUUGUCUAUGAGUAUGCUUUUAAAAAAUAUAUUUACCUUUUUUUGAUAAUGCCUUACAAGGUCAUUACACUAAUGCAUGACACUGCACAUACGCUUUUUGUUUCUGCUUCCUUUUUGUUAUGAAUUCAACAGGCUGCCGUUCUUGUUGAAACAGUAUUAUAUAGAAUAUGCUGUAAUUAACCUGAUACUUAGUUCAUAUCUGAUUUUUGGGGGUAAAUUAAUAGGCUUUCCCAUUUGCUUUUUGAAGUUUACACAUGCAACAGAUGUUUACAUAGGUGAUAUGACACUUUGGCAAGUAAAGAUGUGAAAUGUGGUAUUGGAUAAUACAAAAUGGUGCCAAGCCUGAAGCAAGAAAGAGAGAAAAUGUUUGGACAUAGGAAAUUCAAUCAUAUAUUGGUGUGAUAAGCAUGAAUUUUUUUUUCCUGUUUGUCUGUAAAUUCUGGGAAACUUGAUUAUAUCAGAUGCUCUCCAUUUCUUUUAUCUAAAUGAGAUUGAACUCCAUUUGCCUCAAUACAAAUAAAAUAUAUGUUUUCUCUCA